Drosophila nasuta is the source of this 1790-nucleotide messenger RNA. RefSeq names its product Actin 42A (gene Act42A). Lineage: Eukaryota; Metazoa; Arthropoda; Insecta; Diptera; Drosophilidae. The transcript is spliced from 2 exons. The record is from RefSeq and is a predicted model, not a curated record. The coding region runs from base 174 to 1304 and encodes 376 amino acids.
CUCUAUCUCUACUAGUCAAAAUUCAACCACUUUUGAAAUAAGUAGGCGUCGGUUCAAUUGUGAAGCGUCAGUCAUUGUGCAAAGUUUGCGCAGCGGUAAAUUCAGAGAAUCUGAAAAAACUUCAUUCGUCUCUUAUAUUUCCUUAAAAGUACCUCAAAUCAAUCUACAGCAUCAUGUGUGACGAAGAAGUUGCCGCUUUGGUUGUCGAUAACGGUUCCGGCAUGUGCAAAGCCGGCUUCGCCGGUGAUGAUGCACCACGCGCCGUAUUUCCAUCAAUUGUUGGUCGUCCUCGUCAUCAGGGCGUGAUGGUUGGCAUGGGUCAGAAGGACUCGUAUGUCGGCGAUGAGGCACAGUCCAAGCGUGGUAUCCUGACGCUGAAAUACCCUAUUGAGCACGGCAUUGUGACCAACUGGGAUGAUAUGGAGAAGAUCUGGCAUCACACUUUCUAUAACGAGCUGCGUGUGGCUCCCGAGGAACAUCCCGUCCUGUUGACCGAGGCCCCCUUGAAUCCCAAAGCCAACCGUGAGAAGAUGACUCAAAUCAUGUUCGAAACUUUCAACACACCAGCCAUGUACGUGGCCAUUCAGGCUGUGCUUUCACUGUACGCCUCUGGUCGUACCACUGGUAUUGUUUUGGACUCUGGUGAUGGUGUCACUCACACUGUGCCCAUCUAUGAGGGUUAUGCCUUGCCACACGCUAUCUUGCGUUUGGAUUUGGCUGGUCGUGAUUUGACCGACUAUUUGAUGAAGAUCUUGACCGAGCGUGGCUACUCAUUCACCACCACAGCCGAGCGUGAAAUUGUGCGUGACAUCAAGGAGAAACUGUGCUAUGUGGCACUCGACUUUGAGCAAGAGAUGGCAACCGCUGCCUCCAGCUCAUCGCUGGAGAAAUCGUACGAGUUGCCCGAUGGACAGGUCAUUACCAUUGGCAACGAACGUUUCCGUUGCCCCGAGUCGCUGUUCCAGCCUUCGUUCCUGGGCAUGGAGGCCUGUGGCAUUCACGAGACCACCUACAAUUCGAUCAUGAAGUGUGAUGUCGAUAUCCGUAAGGAUUUGUAUGCCAACACUGUGCUGUCUGGUGGCACCACCAUGUACCCGGGCAUCGCUGAUCGUAUGCAGAAGGAGAUCACAGCCUUGGCUCCGUCCACCAUGAAGAUCAAGAUUGUGGCACCACCAGAGCGCAAGUACUCCGUAUGGAUCGGUGGCUCCAUUUUGGCCUCGCUCUCCACGUUCCAACAGAUGUGGAUCUCGAAGCAGGAAUACGAUGAGUCCGGCCCAUCUAUUGUUCAUCGCAAAUGUUUCUAAGCAGCCGCUGACGUUGGGCGUGGUCUUGUCUGUGUUACGCCUCACCCCCGAAGAAAAAACCAUCCAUUGUUUCGCCCUUCGCUUUAGAAUGGAGGGAGAUGCAGACAACAAAGACAAAAAGACGGGGUUAGAGGCAUCGAUACAUGCAAUGGCGGCGCAACAACCACAAAAACAACAAAGAGACAAAACAAAGAUAAACUACAUUUUUUUUUGUAACAUUUUUAUACGAAAAGAAACAUACCAUUUACCAUAUACUACAUACAUCUUACACAUAAGCAAUUAGCCAGUUUUGUGUUCUAUCGAAAUUCACGAGUUCAUACGCACAUUGGUAAUAUUUAAUAUUUAUAUUCGGCAUUAAUCAUUCCUACCCAAAACAUUCCUACAUACAUAUUGUAGUACACAUUACCAUAAAAUGAAAUGAAAAAAAGAUAAAAAGUAUUUGUAACCGCUUGAAACCAAUAAAAAGCGAUGAAGAACUGAAAAAAA